Sapajus apella (tufted capuchin) is the source of this 446-nucleotide messenger RNA. RefSeq names its product metallothionein 4 (gene MT4). The transcript is spliced from 3 exons. Gene Ontology annotation, molecular function: metal ion binding. Bases 77 to 265 code for a protein of 62 amino acids. The record is from RefSeq and is a predicted model, not a curated record. Lineage: Eukaryota; Metazoa; Chordata; Mammalia; Primates; Cebidae.
GAGCCUCUGGCUGCUGCUUACUCAGCCUCCCUUCCCCAGCAGUGACAGCACCAGAGCCUUUUGGACGCCCUGGACCAUGGACCCCGGUAAAUGUGUCUGCAUGUCUGGAGGAAUCUGCAUAUGUGGAGACAACUGCAAAUGCACAAACUGCAACUGUAAAACGUGUCGGAAGAGCUGCUGUCCCUGCUGCCCCCCGGGCUGUGCCAAGUGUGCCCGGGGCUGCAUCUGCAAAGGAGGCUCAGACAAGUGCGGCUGCUGCCCAUGAAACCCAUCCAUCGUGUCCACCUCUUCCCAGGAGAGAAAACUGGGGAGCGUCUGUACAGUGCAUGAAUUGAGAAGGUGGAAUAAUUGUACAGUAGGAUGUGCUUUUUAUAUAUUUGCCCAAAUGUGGUGUUGGUCACAUUCAUGUAAAGUACCUGGGGCAAUAAAGUUUUCACUCUUGGUUG